AUGGAAACUUGGAGAGACAAAAGUGAUGAAAUGAUGGGAGAGCUGACUGACCAUGUGACUCACUGUAAGAAAAGUGGAAAACCACCAUUACAGAACAAUGAGAAAGAGGGGAAAAAGGAGCGAGCUGUGGUGGACAAGGUGUUUUUCUCAAGGCUCGCACAGAUUCUGAAAAUCAUGGUCCCUAGAACAUUUUGUAAAGAGACAGGUUACUUGGUACUUAUUGCUGUUAUGCUGGUGUCUCGAACGUAUUGCGAUGUUUGGAUGAUUCAAAAUGGAACACUAAUUGAAAGUGGUAUCAUUGGUCGUAGCAGGAAAGAUUUCAAGAGAUACUUAUUGAACUUCAUCGCUGCCAUGCCUCUUAUCUCUCUGGUUAAUAACUUCUUGAAGUACGGGUUAAAUGAGCUUAAACUGUGCUUCCGUGUAAGGCUCACUAAAUACCUCUAUGAGGAGUAUCUUCAAUCUUUCACAUAUUAUAAAAUGGGAAAUCUGGACAACAGAAUAGCUAAUCCAGACCAGCUGCUUACACAAGAUGUAGAAAAAUUUUGUAACAGUGUAGUCGAUCUGUAUUCAAAUCUUAGUAAGCCAUUUUUAGACAUAGUUUUGUAUAUCUUUAAGUUAACGAGUGCAAUUGGAGCUCAGGGCCCAGCAAGCAUGAUGGCCUACUUGGUUGUUUCUGGGCUAUUCCUAACUCGACUUAGAAGACCCAUUGGUAGGAUGACAAUAACUGAGCAAAAGUAUGAAGGAGAAUAUAGAUAUGUUAAUUCUCGGCUCAUCACAAACAGUGAAGAAAUUGCCUUUUACAAUGGGAAUAAAAGAGAAAAACAGACAGUCCACUCAGUCUUCCGAAAACUGGUGGAGCACCUACAUAAUUUCAUUUUGUUUCGUUUUUCAAUGGGCUUCAUUGAUAACAUUAUUGCCAAAUACCUUGCCACUGUGGUUGGUUACUUAGUUGUCAGUCGCCCUUUCUUAGAUUUGUCUCAUCCUCGACAUCUCAAGAGUACACAUUCGGAACUUCUAGAGGAUUACUACCAAAGUGGAAGAAUGCUUUUGCGAAUGUCCCAAGCUCUGGGUCGAAUCGUUUUGGCUGGGCGUGAAAUGACUAGAUUGGCUGGUUUUACUGCUCGGAUUACAGAAUUAAUGCAAGUACUGAAGGAUUUAAAUCAUGGCAAAUAUGAGCGCACAAUGGUCUCACAACAGGAAAAGGGUAUUGAAGGAGUACAAGUCAUUCCCUUGAUACCUGGUGCUGGAGAAAUCAUUAUUGCAGAUAACAUUAUAAAGUUUGAUCAUGUUCCUUUAGCAACGCCAAAUGGAGAUAUUUUGAUCCGUGACCUUAAUUUUGAAGUUCAAUCUGGGGCUAAUGUUCUAAUUUGUGGUCCUAAUGGCUGCGGAAAGAGUUCUCUUUUCCGUGUUCUUGGUGAAUUAUGGCCUCUUUUUGGAGGACGUCUAACUAAACCCGAGAGAGGAAAGUUAUUUUAUGUUCCUCAAAGACCUUACAUGACCCUUGGAACACUUCGAGACCAAGUGAUAUAUCCAGAUGGACGAGAAGAUCAGAAAAGGAAGGGAAUAUCUGACUUAGUACUGAAGGAAUACUUAGACAACGUCCAGUUGGGUCAUAUCCUUGAACGUGAAGGAGGCUGGGACAGCGUUCAGGAUUGGAUGGAUGUACUGAGUGGUGGAGAAAAGCAAAGAAUGGCAAUGGCAAGAUUAUUUUAUCAUAAACCCCAGUUUGCCAUUUUGGACGAAUGCACAAGUGCAGUUAGUGUCGACGUGGAAGGCUACAUUUACAGUCAUUGUCGAAAGGUUGGCAUCACUCUCUUCACUGUGUCUCAUAGGAAAUCUCUUUGGAAACAUCAUGAGUACUACCUGCAUAUGGAUGGCAGAGGCAACUAUGAAUUCAAACAGAUAACAGAAGAUACAGUUGAGUUUGGCUCUUAGAGAAAUCUGGAGAACUAUACCUGCUUCAAUGAAAUAAUUACAGAAUACACUUAGAAAUUCAAAGUACAUUGUAAAAUAAAGUUGAGCUUGGUUUUUUUUAAAAAAAAAAACAAAGCAACAAAUUAACUAGAUAUAGAAUAAUGGAGAACAAGUUGUUAAAACAUUUAGUAUUAUAUAGGAUAUUGCUAAUUGUGUAUAUGUUGGUUUAAUUAUUAAUAUGUACUAAGAAUGUCCUUAUUCUUGUGGUUAAAAACCUGCCUAAAUUAAAUUGGGCUUCAAUCACUGUAACCUGAUUCAUCCUGGGAUGUAAACCAUUUGAAGUCAGCUAAUUGGACUUUUAUGGCUCUAUCUUUUCCUUCAAUGAAGAACCGUAUUUAAAACCAGGUUAUCAUUUGUCCUGUUCCAGCCAGGUAGUCUUCAGUUUCAUUUUCCUGUGCCCCAUGGUAGUUGGAAACAAAUCAUAAUGUAUUAUUUAAAUGUAUAACAUCAUUGCAUAACAGCAUUUAUUACACAGUGGCAGAUUUCUUUAGCUGCCACAGUAAUACUCAUUCCUUGUGUGUGUCUUGGGUGCAUUUAACUCCAGGAAAGCCAUUUUGAUUUUCCUUAACUAAAUGAUAAAUGUACCCCUCUCAGUCUGCAGUAUUGAGUUGUUUAAAGUAUAUGUGCAGUCUUGCUUACAAGGAGGGGUUACCAUGUAUCACACUAAUCUUCCCAAUGUUUGGGAUAUUAAAACACAAAGUCCUUAACAUGCCAGGCUCAAGGUCUUAUGGGAGUUUUAGAUUUUUUAAAGAAUUAGACAAAUUUGUGUGUGUUAGAAGCCCAUUUAUUAGAAGUGUGGUGGUUAUUUGGUAUUAAACUCCAGAUGAGCCAUAGGAAGGCACUACAUGAAGUAAUGCACUGAGUGUGCAAUGCUAUCACUGUCUUUGACUGUGAUUUUAUGUUUAAAAAGUAUGUUCUAAAAUUAUUAUAUAUACAUGGGUGAAUUAUGUUUCCGAGGCACUGUUUUAUCUCUGUGAAUCUUGAAUAACUUUUUAAUAUUUGGGUUAUUAUGUUGAACGAUCCUAAGAGAAGAUGAUUUCAGUUCAUCAAAACAUCAUUAAUGAUUUUAUGUAUUAUUUACCCAGGGAGAACUGAAACUGAGUAUAAUCAAUAAGCUAGAUAUGAAAUCAGUUUCUCAAACUGAGCUUCUGAAAGGGGCAUUUUAUACUCUUGUUUCUGCAUAACUGGUUUUGUUUUUUUGCAGAAUUAACUAUAACAAUCACUGGCUACCGAAGUAAACUGAUGUACUGAAUUCCAUAAUACAUAACAUUCAGUUUUUACCACUUCUGUUUAGCAAACUUGUAUACUUAUUUUCUGUACAGAUUUAAAAAAAAAAAAAAAAGAAAACAAAACUCAGAUAUCCUAUA
Messenger RNA from Mandrillus leucophaeus (drill), 3341 nucleotides. RefSeq names its product ATP-binding cassette, sub-family D (ALD), member 3 (gene ABCD3). Gene Ontology annotation, cellular component: peroxisomal membrane; peroxisome. Bases 1 to 1935 code for a protein of 644 amino acids. The transcript is spliced from 23 exons. The record is from RefSeq and is a predicted model, not a curated record. Gene Ontology annotation, biological process: peroxisome organization; long-chain fatty acid import into peroxisome; fatty acid beta-oxidation. NCBI's taxonomy places the organism in Eukaryota, Metazoa, Chordata, Mammalia, Primates, Cercopithecidae. Gene Ontology annotation, molecular function: ATP hydrolysis activity; ATP binding; long-chain fatty acid transmembrane transporter activity.